Molecule: messenger RNA, 1143 nt
Organism: Cygnus atratus (black swan)
Lineage: Eukaryota; Metazoa; Chordata; Aves; Anseriformes; Anatidae
Gene: PRR16
Product: proline rich 16
Exons: 2
Coding region: 139-1044 (301 amino acids)
Biological process (GO): positive regulation of cell size; positive regulation of translation
Source: RefSeq, a predicted model, not a curated record
GGCAGUGGUGGCGGCGGCGGUGGUGGCAGCGGCUGCGACAGCUCCGGGAGCCGGAGGGACGGCGCCGGGCGGCUGGCGGCCGCCUUGCUCGCCUGACCUGCGUGCCCCCCCCGUGUCCGCGCCGGGCUGCCCCGAAGGAUGUCCGCCCAGUCCAAGGGGACCGCAUCCUCGUCCUCGUCGCCGUCCGAGGGGCCGCCAGCUGCCUCCAAAGCCAAGGUGAAGGAGCAGAUCAAGAUCAUCGUGGAGGAUUUGGAAUUAGUGCUGGGGGACCUGAAAGACGUGGCCAAGGAACUUAAGGAGGUGGUUGACCAGAUUGACACGCUGACAUCUGACCUGCAGCUGGAGGAUGAGAUGACGGACAGUUCCAAAACAGACACACUUAACAGCAGCUCCAGCAGCACAACAGCUUCCAGCUUGGAGAAGGUCAAGGUGCGGGGCAGUGCUCCCCUCAUCAAGCCCACUGCGCAGCCCUCCACUAUCCUCACCGUGCUGCGGAAGCCAAAUCCUCCCCCGCCUCCACCACGACUGACGCCUGUCAAGUGUGACGAGCCUCCGAGGCUGCCUCCUUCCACCAACCCUGUCAAGACUAAUGGUACCCUGCUGAGAAAUGGGCCCAACCGCAUCCCAAAUGGAGAUAUGUGCUGUAUACCAAACAGUAAUUUGGACAAAGUUGCAAUGCAGCCUCUAAUGCAUAGACCCGAGAAAGAGCGGUGUCCUCAGCCAGGAGCAAGGGAACGGGUACGAUUUAAUGAAAAAGUGCAGUACCACGGUUAUUGCCCAGACUGUGAUGUUCGGUAUAACAUUAAAAACAGGGAGGUGCACUUGCACAGUGAGCCUGCCCAUCUUGUGGGAAAGAUGCUGCAUCAGUGCCCUCCUCUGCCGCCUCCACCGCCUCCACUGCCUCCAUUUCCCCUAGAAAAUGGAGGGUUGGGGAUAGGUUCCAGUAAUAGCUUUCCUCCUCCAAGACCCGCGACUGUGCCUCCACAAACUGCGCCAAAACCCCAGAAGACCAUCUUGAGAAAAUCAACCACUACAACAGUGUGAUGUAUGCCACUUGAAAAAACUCUUUGUUUUUUCCUAAAUAUAAACAUAAAUAGGUAAUGAGCACUUUCUACUUGAGCAAUAAAAAGACCCAAUGUAUUA